AUGACGACAAUUUCGGAUGUGAAAGCAAGAGAAGUCCUCGAUUCGCGGGGCAACCCGACGGUCGAGGUGGAUGUCGCGCUGUCGGACGGCACCGUCGGGCGGGCGCUCGUUCCGUCCGGCGCGAGCACGGGCGCGAACGAGGCGCUGGAACUGCGCGACGGCGACGCCUCUCGCUUUAGAGGGCGCGGUGUGCUCCAGCCCAUCGAGAAUAUCGACAAGCACAUCAAGCCUGCCGUCUUGGGAAUGUCCACGCUGGACCAGGUAGCGUUGGACAACCUGCUGAUCGAGAUAGAUGGCACGCCGAAUAAGAGCAAACUUGGUGCCAACGCGAUAUUGGGCGUGUCUAUGGCAGCGGCACGCGCCGCAGCGCAGAGCGAGGGUAAGCCGCUGUACGAGCGCAUCAGCGGUGAUGGCGCGCUCACGCUGCCCGUGCCUAUGCUGAAUAUUAUCAACGGGGGCGCGCACGCGGCGGGCUCCACCGACUUUCAGGAGUUUAUGGUGGUUCCGGCGGGCUUCGACACAUUCAGGGAAGCGCUCCGGGCGGGCGUGGAGAUUUACCAUGCGCUUGCGGAUGCGCUGCGUGAGCGCGGCCUCAGCACUAGCGUGGGCGACGAGGGCGGCUUUGCGCCGGCGCUACCAGAUAACCAAGAUGCGGUCGCCCUUGUGAUAGAGGCCAUUGAGCGCGCCAAAUACCGCCCUGGCGAGCAGUGCUUCAUUGCGCUGGACGUGGCGGCGUCUGAAUUGAGCGGAGACGACUACCCCGCCGACAAGCUGAUUGGCAUCUACAAGGACUGGGUGGACAAUUACCCGGUUGUCAGCAUCGAAGACGGCAUCGCGGAAGACGACUGGGAUAAUUGGAGCGUCAUGGCGGAUGCCAUAGGCGGCAGGGCGCAACUCGUCGGCGAUGACCUGUACACCACGAAUACCGAACUCAUCCGCAAGGGCAUCGCGAUGAAUGCCGGCAAUGCCGUGCUCAUCAAGCUGAACCAGAUUGGGACGGUAACCGAGACGCUGAACGCCGUGAAGAUGACGCAGAAUGCGGGCUGGGGCGUUGUUAUCAGCCACCGUUCCGGCGAAACGGAGGACACAACCAUAGCAGACCUCGCGGUUGGCACGAACGCCGGCCAGAUAAAGUCCGGCGCGCCCGCCCGUGGGGAACGCACCGCAAAGUACAACCGCCUGCUUCGCAUCGAAGAGGAGCUAGGCGGCAGGGCGCAAUUUGCGGGCAGGCAGGUGUAUGAGCACUAUUUGAGCAACAUCUAG
Molecule: messenger RNA, 1263 nt
Organism: Geodia barretti
Lineage: Eukaryota; Metazoa; Porifera; Demospongiae; Tetractinellida; Geodiidae
Source: the annotation of a GenBank genome assembly